AUGGACGCCCCAAAGAAGACAAUCGAACCGGUGACACAUGUUAUUUUCGAUAUGGAUGGAACAUUACUAGAUACCGAAAACAUUCACAAAAAAACGUACAGGAUCAUUGCUCAAGAAUUUGGUACGACGUUUUCGCCGGAACUCCGUAUGAAAAUAAUCGGACGUCCAGAACUGGACGGAGCCAAAGAAGUAAUAAAAACAUUGAAAUUAGAAAUAAAGCCCGAAGAUUAUGUACAAAAAGUGAAACUUCUAGAAGAAAACUUAUGGACAAAAGUGCCGCUGUUACACGGAGUACGGGAUCUAGUAACGCAUUUGCACAGCCAAGGGAUUCCCAUGGCGGUGGCGACGAGUAGUAGCAAGAAAAGUUACAACAAGAAGACUUCUAGCCACAGGGAACUAUUCGGACUGUUCCAUCACAUAGUCACAAGUCCCAGCGAUCCGGAAGUGAAGCGCGGCAAACCGGCACCGGACAUUUUUAGAGUGUGCGCUUCUAGGUUCCCGAGGGAGCCCGACGUCUCCGAAUGCUUGGUGAUAGAAGAUUCGCCAAACGGAGUGGCGGCGGCCGUCGCAGCCGGCAUGCAAGUUGUCAUGGUGCCCGACCCGAUGAUGCCUAGGGAGCUGACCACCGAAGCCACGUUGGUCAUAGACUCGAUAGAGGACUUUGAACCGGAAAUCUUUUCGCUGCCGCCUUACUUUUAUCUAAAAGAAACUAAACAACCGAUUAUUAAUGACAUAUAA
Molecule: messenger RNA, 738 nt
Organism: Adelges cooleyi (spruce gall adelgid)
Lineage: Eukaryota; Metazoa; Arthropoda; Insecta; Hemiptera; Adelgidae
Product: pseudouridine-5'-phosphatase-like
Exons: 4
Coding region: 1-738 (245 amino acids)
Molecular function (GO): phosphatase activity
Source: RefSeq, a predicted model, not a curated record